Fragaria vesca subsp. vesca is the source of this 1646-nucleotide messenger RNA. RefSeq lists its product as uncharacterized. The record is from RefSeq and is a predicted model, not a curated record. Lineage: Eukaryota; Viridiplantae; Streptophyta; Magnoliopsida; Rosales; Rosaceae. Bases 121 to 1296 code for a protein of 391 amino acids. The transcript has 4 exons.
CAUAGGAUUAAUACACGCAGCUCUUUUCUACAAUCUGAGAACGACGUCGUCGCUCCCGGAAUUCUCUCUCAAAUUCCGUCUCCGGCUGACCGGCUCCCCCGACUCUCCGCUCACACACGGAUGGGUUCACCAAGAAACCCACUUAAUCUCAACGUGGAGGAGACACGGCUGCUGAUCGAGCACCCCGAGAGGCUGCAGAUGAACAAAGCUGGUAGCUUGGUGGCUGCAGAAGAACGAAUUUACAUACAUUACCGCAAUCCAGCGGCCCCUCCCAAGAUGGUGUUUCUCCCGGGGCCUAGUCACGACAACGGAGAUGUCAAUCCUACAGUUCAAGAGCUUACCACACUCCCGUUUCCUGAUCGGGUUCUAAUGGUGGGUCAAUCCUUGGGUAAGCUCUGUUUCAGAGACCCAAUCAGAAGCAUCUUUUAUGUGUGUGAUGUGCAAACAGAGGUGGUGGAACAGAGGAUUCCAGAUGUAGGUGCUGCUGCGCCUCGGGCAUAUUAUUCAAAUGAGGCCGCUUAUGGGUUUGGACAUACCGCAAGCGGUUCUUCUUUCAAGAUUGUACGAUUUCCCCUCUUGUUUACAGAGGCUGAAACAGAGAGGCCUCCCACAUAUUUGGAUAUGUACGACAGUAGACGAGGAGAGUGGUUUGAGGUAGUCUUUCCAUCCUUGUCCCUGUAUUACCCAUUGCUGGAGCCAGCUUAUAUGUCGAGGAAACAUGGUUAUCUCUUUUGGAAAGUCAACAUCCGGCGUAUGCAGCACCUGUUAGCUUUCGAUCUCAACACAAACGACCUCCACACUAUUCUGGUUCCUGCUGAUUUUCACUAUAAUAUUAGCAAGCUGAGUUUUGGUUCUGGUUGUGAUGGAGCAAUCAUAGCGUGCAGACAUCGAUUUUCCUCUACUGGUCAAUUUACUGUCGAUUUAUAUACUUUGGAUAUGAAUGUGGACACCCUUGUGGACAUGACAACGGUCCACAAAUGGCGACUCACAGAACACUCGUGCUUUCAACCGGCUCUCUCUAGUGCCACAAGUAGUCUGUUCCCCGUUGCCGGCAUCUCCAAGGGUGAAGACAACCAACAUUUGUUUUUCCUGCACAAUGACAGUAACAUUGUUGGUUUCAAGAUGCAUCAUGAUGGUCUGCUGUGGCAGCUAGUAGCUGAGUACAAAUUGGAUGUGUCUCCACCUGCUGUGCCUAUGGACACCAAUGAACGAGUUUCAAAGUACAAAGCCGUUCCGGUUGGACCAAGGGUAAUCAAAAUGAUCAGAGAGCAGAGAGACAUACCACCCAAUGCUUAGGGGGGCGCUUUAUACAGCACUUUUGUUAAUGAAGGAAAGAUAAGAGACUUGGAGGAGCAAAAGUUGCAUGCUGUAUUUUGAUGUGUAGCUCCUUUGAAACUAUGACGAUGCAUGUUCAAUUGUAAGGAUAGCAAAAUAUCAGAUAUAGUGAUAACUAGUAUUAAAGCCCUGCUUGGCGAGGAUGCAAGAUACCAUUUGAGUUGUUCAAGAGAUUGGUGUUUUGUUUUUAAUAUUUGCAUGAUUUGCUGCCAGAUGUGAGAGCUGACUGUAGCUGUAUAUGUCUGAAAUGUGAGUCUCUGUUAAAGCAAAUAGAUUUCAUUACUUGAAAUGAAACGAUACGACUUAGAAAC